AUGGAUUACAGUAUGAUUGAAUUAAAUGAUUUUCCAAUAGUGUGUCGAAUAUGCUUAGAAAAAAAAGAAAAAUUAAUUUCAAUAUUUACUGAAAUUUCUAAUUUAGAAGGAAAAUCCUAUCGAGAAAUGUUAAAAGAAUGUGCCUCCGUCAAUAUUUCUGAAAAUGAUACCUUGCCUAAAAAUGUAUGCCUUCAAUGUUCAAAAUAUUUAAAACAAAGUUACAAACUAAAAGUACAAUGCUUGUCAUCAGAAAAACAUUUACAGAGUUUAAUUGAAAAUUCUCAAAAAAUCAAAGUAGAAGAACCAUUUUCACAAAAUGAAAUAUUAGAUAAUGAUUUCAAUUUUUAUGAUGAUGACGAUAAUAAAGAUUAUGAUUUUAAUUUUUAUGAAUCAAAAACUAAUUAUCCCAUGCAGCAAGUUGAAGUUAUUGUAAAAGAGGAGCUUUCAGAUAAUUUUACCGACAACAGUUCAAAUUCUAAAAAAAUUAAUAAAGUGGUGAAUUAUAAAUGUACAGAUUGUGAAGCACAGUUCACAUGUGCAAAUAAAUUGUUUGAUCAUAGUGUAGACGUACACUCCAAAUCAGUGGUACAGUGUGAGUUUUGUAAAACAGAUUUUAACACUGGAAACGAUUUACGAAUUCAUUGUUCGGAUUCCACUAUCUGUAAAUGGUGUUUAAAAGAUUGUGACUGCAUUAAUAAUUUAACAAAACAUAAUCAAGAACAUAAUGUCUGUGAUAAAUGUGGGAAAACAUUUAAAAAUGCUGAGCUCUGCCAAAAGCAUAUGGAGAUUCAUAUAAAAGAAAAUAAAAAUAAUGGUUUUUUAUGUACAUAUUGUGGAAAAUCAUUUUCGAAUCGAUCAAACAUGACAAUUCAUACCCGAAAACAUACCGGAGAAAAACCAUACCAGUGUGACAUUUGUGAAGCCCAAUUUAUAGAAAAUCGUCAUUUAAAGAGGCACAUGAAUAAACAUUCAACAGAGAAAAAAUUUGAAUGUGAUAUUUGUAGUGCCAAAUACAAAUGGGAAGAGGGUUUAAGACAGCAUAAAUUGGCUCAACAUAUGCAAGGAGAAUUUCCAUGUACAAUUUGUGAUAAAAUUUGUAACACUAAAAAGUAUUUACGAAGGCAUUUAUUAUCUCAUUCUGGAAAACCGCGAGGUGGUGAAUGGAACCUUGUAUGUACAUAUUGUAACAAAUUAUUUAAUAGAAAAGAUAAUCUAAAAGUACAUUUAAGAAUUCAUACAGGAGAAAAACCAUUUGUUUGUAAUAAAUGUGGAAGAGGUUUUUCCGCUAAACAUGUUCUAAAUGGUCACAUGAAAACUUGUAACAUUAAGAAUAAUAUUAUUUGA
Molecule: messenger RNA, 1344 nt
Organism: Chrysoperla carnea
Lineage: Eukaryota; Metazoa; Arthropoda; Insecta; Neuroptera; Chrysopidae
Product: zinc finger protein 83-like
Exons: 5
Coding region: 1-1344 (447 amino acids)
Cellular component (GO): nucleus
Molecular function (GO): zinc ion binding
Source: RefSeq, a predicted model, not a curated record